Molecule: messenger RNA, 1560 nt
Organism: Pseudozyma hubeiensis SY62
Lineage: Eukaryota; Fungi; Basidiomycota; Ustilaginomycetes; Ustilaginales; Ustilaginaceae
Exons: 1
Coding region: 1-1560 (519 amino acids)
Cellular component (GO): box C/D methylation guide snoRNP complex; small-subunit processome
Molecular function (GO): snoRNA binding
Source: RefSeq, a predicted model, not a curated record
AUGUCGUCCGCUCCAACCCACAUCCUCUUCGAGUCCGCUACGGGAUGCGCCGUCUUCGAGGUCUCUGCCGUCGAGGAGAUCGGCUCGCUGACCCGUGCCGUUCAGGAGAGCGUCAACGAGGUCAACACCUUCGGCAAGAUGGUCAAGCUCCUCUCCUUCUCCCCCUUCAAGAACGCUCUCGAUGCGUUGCAGGCCUCGCUCGACAUCUCUGAAGGUGUGGUGAACGACUACCUCAAGUCGCUUCUCACGCUCAACCUGUCAUCCGGCAAGAAGAAGAGCGUCGUUCUCGGUGUUCAGGACAGGAACUUGGCUUCGUCCAUUGUUGGUGAGCUCGGUAUUCCAUGCGACACUGGUGAGACGUCGCUCGAGCUCAUCCGUGGUGUGCGUCAGCAUGCCGAGAAGCUGCUCAAGGGUAUGGCCGAUGGCGAUCUCGCCAAGGCUCAGCUCGGUCUCGGUCACAGCUACUCGCGUUCCAAGGUCAAGUUCAACGUCAACCGAAGCGACAACAUGAUCAUCCAAGCAAUCGCGCUGCUCGAUACCCUCGACAAGGACGUCAACACUUUCGCAAUGCGCGUCCGCGAGUGGUACGGCUGGCACUUCCCCGAACUCGUCAAGCUGACCACCGACAACCUGACCUACGCCAAACUCGCCAAGUUCAUCCGCAACAAGGAGCGUCUCUCGGAGGACGACGUCGAAGGCAUGACCGACAUCCUCGCCGGUGACGAGACCACCGCCAAGAACAUUCUCGACGCAGCUCGCGCCAGCAUGGGUCAGGAGAUCGGCGAACUCGACAUGCACAACAUCCUCAACUUUGCCGAUCGCGUCGUCAACCUCGGCGAGUACCGAAAGAACAUGCACAAGUACCUCAUCGAAAAGAUGCACCUCGUCGCACCCAACCUCUCCGCCUUGCUCGGCGAGAUCAUCGGCGCACGACUCAUCAGCCACGCCGGUUCCUUGACCAACUUGGCCAAGUACCCCGCCUCCACCGUUCAGAUCUUGGGUGCCGAGAAGGCUCUCUUCCGUGCCCUCAAGACCAAGGGCAACACUCCCAAGUACGGUCUCAUCUACCACGCUUCCGCCAUCGCACGUGCUGCACCCAAGAACAAGGGCAGGAUGUCCAGGUUCCUCGCCAACAAGAUCUCCAUCGCCUCGAGGAUCGACUGCUUCUCCGACACCCCCACCACCAAGUUCGGCGAGGUGCUGGCGGUGCAGGUCGAAGAGAGGCUCGCCUUCUACGAGACGGGUAAGGCGCCAAGCAAGAACAGCGAUGCCAUGAGCAAGGCUAUCAAGGCGAUCGAAGAGGCGGCUGGCGAUCUCAUGAAUGAAGACGCCGACGACGAUGACGACGAGGACGAGGAGGAGGAGCAACAGAUGCCAGCGGCAGUAGGCGUCACCGAUCCAGCAGACAAGAAGAGCAAGAAGGACAAGAAGGACAAAAAGUCCAAGUCCAAGUCCAGCGAUAAGGACAAGAAGAAGGAUGUGGAGAAGGCGGCCAAGAAGGCAUCCAAGGAUUCCAAGAAGGACAAGAAGGACAAGAAGGAGAAGAAGUCCAAGAAGUAG